AUGAGGCUUCCCAAUACCCACGGACAGAGACGCUACGAUUCCACCCGCCUGUCCGCAGAGGUAUCGUUGGAGCGUUUGCACAAUAGUACACAUUGCGCUACCCGAAGGUCCCCGCACGUGGCAAGAACGAUCGGAGAAAUCGUCACCAUUCACAAGCACCUCGCCGGUGCAUCGUUUGAGACCAGCAAAACACCCCGCACGGGCAGCAUCGUCCGCCGAAGCGUCGGCAGUAUCGGUGUCCGCAUUCGGACAGCCAAUCUCGAGAGCAGAAACCGUGACUGCAUCGGCGUCACCUACAAACACGUCGGCAGCAUCAGCAUCGUCCUUCUAAUCGCCAGCAGAAGCAGCAUCAGCAUCCCGUCACCCGCCGGCCGGCAAACCACACACAACACACACAUUGAUCCGCUCCUGCCGAUGAACAAUACGAUAAGUUUCAUGAAACUUCCGGAGGACCUGAUAGCGAUACCUUGUAAUUGGAUCUUCAACAACAAGUGGUUUCAGCUAAAGAUGCUGAUUUGGUUACGAGGAAACAUACUCUCCGGCACCCCAACUGCCCUGCGUGCAGUUUUGGCAGUGGCAAAUAAGGAGCAUAUGGUCGUACAUCACAAAUUUAUUAAAUACAAAAAUCGGAGGAUGGAUCUUUUAGAGGAAGAUGGGCAAGACCUUGAUGAUACUUCGUUAGCUGGUGCCGAAGAAGGUGCAAGUAUGCUCGAAACUGGGAUCAAGGCAGAUGCCAGCCGUAAAGCACGCGAUGAGUUUGAGAUGAAUUAUGUGAGGGUGAAAAGUUUUCUUCUUGCUGCCGAACGCACUGCCAAUCCUCCAUUACAGAAUCCAAUAGUACUUGCUCCUACGAACACUCAGUGGCUCACGUUUCGGGACACUUUUAAAAGCUUGAUCGAUUCCAAUCCACAGCUGUCGGAUAUCGAUAAGUUUUCUUACCUGGUCGCAUCACUUUCGAAGGAAGCGAAACGAGUUGUCGAAUCAAUUGAAAUUACUUCAGCAAAUUAUUCCGUGGCCUGGGACUUGCUGAAACGCCGUUUCGACAAUAAAAAGCUGGUGGUCAAAACAUAUCUCGAUUCGCUUUUCUCUGUAGAACCAGUCAGACGAGAAUGCUACGAUUCCCUCGUUAAGCUGAUAGACGAUUUCGAACGUAAUCUGAGGAUGAUCGAGAAGAUGGGGAUAGACAUUGAGGGUUGGAGCAUCCUACUGGCUCACAUGGUUUGUUCGCGUCUCGACUCGUCCACGUUGAAGCAGUGGGAAAAUUACAACCAGUCCACGGGGGCACCCGAGUACAAUAAUCUAAUCGAGUUUCUACGACGUCAUAGCACAGUUUUGCAAUCGAUCGCGCCAGGAAAAUCUCGUACCACCGAUCCUUCACGGUCGGAGCCCAUCCGGCCACAGAAGUCAAGGUUCAGUAGCAUACAUUCCGUUACCAGUUCAGCACCAAGGCCCUGUCCAUUCUGUAAGCAAUCGGCUCAUUCGCCAUUCAAAUGUGAAGCUUUUAGAAAUUCGCCAAUCCAGCAAAGGUACGAGUUAGUGAAGAGAAAGGCACUAUGUAUUAAUUGCCUCUCACCAGAUCACCAAAUCAAGAACUGUUCAUCCAGUGCGUGUCGUGUUUGUGGACAAAAACACCACACUAUGUUACACCAACAAACUAACAAUCGUAGUCCCAAUCUAAGCCAAGCAUCCAAAUCGGCUUCUAGUUCGCUCGUCUCUGAUCAAACUCAGUCCCAAACUCAGAACAAUCGAAACACGACUAAUGUUUCGAAUCAGACUUCCUCGCCAACUGUUCCUACCGACGUUCAAGUCCCAUCAACAUCGUCAUCGCUCAGCCAUUGCUCCACCUCCUUGGUUGCCAAUGUUCGUCAGAUUCCAUCGACUGUCCUACUGCAGACAGCGUUAGUGAAAGUUUUCGAUCCCACUGGAUACUUCUUAUGGGCUAGAGUUCUACUUGAUCCCGCAUCGCAGCUCAACGUUGUUUCUGAACGCUUCGUGCAGCGUUUAACUGUUCGAAAGGUCAAGGACCAUCACGUUAUUGGGGGUAUUGGCAAGGCCACUAUCCUAUCUACACACUCAAUCGUAGCUCGUAUUCAGUCACACUAUACUGAGUUCAGUGCAGAUCUUAAGUUCCAAAUUCUGGAGGAAAUCACUCGCGAACUUCCCAACAACGCCGUUGAUACCUCUGCGUGGGUUUGGCCUACUGACAUUGUUCUUGCUGAUCCUAAAUUCCAUGAACCGGCAUAUGUUGAUAUGAUCAUAGGAAUGGAGAUUUACUACGAUCUUCUCCUCGAAGGAUUAAUCCGGUUAGGCCCAGGAAAGCCGGUGUUGCAGCAAACUACCCUGGGUUGGGUAGUGUCCGGAAGAGUAGGAAUCCAGCAAUCUUAUCAAUCGACUCCAAGCCUCGUCAAUGUAUGUAGUACAGAACCGUUGGACGACCAACUAGCAAAGUUUUGGGAGCUAGAAUCUUGCCAGUCUUCGAGCAUCAUGUCCGUCGAAGAAACAGUCUGUGAGGCACACUUCGCUGCAACAACGAGCAGAGACGCUACCGGUCGGUUCGUUGUAGUUCUCCCAAAGAAGCCAUCCGUUAUGCCACUACUAGGAAACUCAUAUGAAAUUGCCAAACGCCGUUUUCUUUCCCUGGAACGUCGUCUACAAGCCAAUCCACUACUUCGGUCAGCGUAUGCGGCAUUCAUCGACGAGUACCGCAACCUAAAACAUAUGCAAGAAGUAACCGAGUCACAAAUCCUCACGUCCCCGGCCUACUAUCUCCCACAUCAUUGCGUCGUGCGUCCUGAUAGUCUCACCACCAAGCUACGUGUUGUAUUUGAUGCAUCGUGUACGACCGACACUGGCAUUUCACUGAACGAUGCAUUGAUGAUCUACGAGUUGAUGACAGUGACCUACGGCACCUCAGCUGCACCAUACCUGGCGACGAAAUGUCUGCAACAGCUUUCUAAACUAGGCCAAUCGUCGCAUCCUACUGCUGCACAAGUAAUUGCAAAUGAUUUCUAUAUGGACGACCUGAUCAGUGGCACCGACACAAUCGAAGAAGGAAAGAUUUUAUGCACGGAACUCCUACAAUUGCUUCAAUCUGCUGGGUUUAGUCUACGAAAAUGGUCGUCCAAUAGCCAAGAAAUCUUGGCACACAUUCCAGCCGAUCGUCAUGAUGAACGCACCGUACUCGACUUGGAUACAUCUCCUACUGUAAAAACCUUAGGGCUCAAGUGGGAGCCUGCUUCCGACAUGUUCGGAUUUCAAGUCCCAACGUGGAAUGAAGGGACCAUUAUCACGAAACGAAUCGCCCUGUCCGAUGCUGCUCGGCUCUACGAUCCUUUAGGACUCGUUGGACCCGUAAUCGUUCUAGCCAAGGUCUUCAUGCAGGAAUUGUGGAGGAACCAAAAAUCGUGGGACGAACCUCUAGAAGAUGAACUCCAACGACGCUGGCUGCAGUUCAGGACGGAACUAGUGGCAUUAGAAGACCUCACUGUUCCCCGAUGGGUUGUUUCUGUGCCGUUUCCGACAGUCAUCGAAAUCCAUGGGUUUUGCGAUGCCUCAGAAAAGGCUUACGGUGCUUGCAUCUACUUACGUACCGUGUCCGCUACUGGCGAUAUCUCCGUUCGACUUUUCACAUCGAAGUCAAAGAUAGCACCUCUUGGUGAUAGUAAGAAGCAGAAAAAGAUUUGCUUACCUCGCUUAGAGCUCUCAUCUGCACUGCUACUCAGCCACCUCUACCAGAAAGUUAAGGAGAGCUUAAAAAUGGAAGUGAAGAGUUUUUUCUGGACCGAUUCGAUGAUCGUGCUGCAUUGGUUAUCAGCAAACCCGUCCCGGUGGAAAACCUUCGUUGCUAACCGGGUCUCUGAGAUCCAACAUAUUACAAACAACGGAAUCUGGGCCCACGUCCCCGGCAUUGAAAACCCCGCAGACGUCAUCUCUCGUGGCAUGUUGCCAAGUCAACUAAAAGAAACUACUGUUUGGUGGGAAGGCCCUCCGUGGCUCAGCCAGACCGAACGCUUCAGACCACCUUUCGUUCGUACAAUCAACGAAAACUUUCCGUCAGAAUAUUUAGAAGAAAAAUCGUUGUCUCUGGCGGUCCAAGUAAAGGAACCCAGCUUCAUUUUUAGUCUACGCUCGUCAUUUAACGCUCUUAUUCGUCUCGUGGCAAAUUUGCUUCGAUUUUACCACAACUGCAUCCCGCAAAAUCGCACAAAUCGGAGGUCUGGUUUUCUGCAAACGAUCGAAAUCAAUGAAGCGAUAAAGGUACUAGUUCGAAUAGCUCAGCAGGAAACUUUCGCAGAAGAUAUAAAAGCCAUAACCGCUACUGGACAACUGAAACCUAGCUCCAGGCUGAAGAUGCUAGCACCGAUCCUCCGAGACAACAUCUUACGGGUUGGUGGCCGGCUCAGACACGCACCCGUUGCUGAAGACCGAAAACAUCCCAUGAUUCUUUCGUCGAACCAUCCGUUUACAGAGUUGGUCGUGGUCCAUUACCACGAGAAACUACUUCAUGCUGGUCCGCAAUUGCUAAUUGCAGCAAUGCGAGAAAGGUUCUGGCCCUUACGAGCACGCAACGCGGCCCGGAAAGCUGUACAUCGAUGUGUGAAAUGCUUUCGCUGCAAACCUACUAUCCUAGAACAACUGAUGGGAGAUUUGCCUGCUGAACGUGUGACUCCAACCUAUCCGUUUUUGAAUACCGGAGUUGACCUUUGUGGGCCCUUCUUCUAUCGCCACAACAACCGAAAAUCACCACCAAUCAAAAGCUACGUUGUUAUCUUUGUGUGUCUCGUAACAAAGGCUGUACAUAUAGAUUUGGUGGCUGACCUUUCUACCAACGCAUUCAUAUCAGCCUUGAAGCGGUUUGUCGCACGCCGUGGCAAACCAGCAGUAAUCGAAUGCGAUAAUGCAAAAAAUUUCGUUGGAGCAUCUCGCGUGCUAGGAGAUCUCUGUAAGCAGUUCAACUCUCAACAACAUCAGCACACUAUCAGCUCCCAUUGUAGCGAAGAAGGCAUCCAGUUUAAAUUUAUCCCUCCGCGAUCUCCAAACUUCGGGGGACUCUGGGAAGCUGCCGUAAAGUCGUUCAAGAAACACAUGAAGGCUUCGAUUGGUACAUCCGUCCUACUCAAAGAUGACCUUGAGACGCUCAUCACACAGAUCGAAAGCUGUCUAAACUCGAGGCCGCUAACCCAACUGUCAUCGGAACCCGAAGAUUUGGAAAUUCUUACGCCGGGUCAUUUCCUUGUUCAUCGUCCUCUUGUGGCCACGGCGGAACCAUCGUAUGAAGCAAUUCCAACAAACCGUCUGGAUCGCUACCAGCAAAACCAGGAGUUUGUACGACGCAUCUGGAAGCGUUGGAGCACCGACUACCUCUCUGGCCUGCUCCCACGUACAAAAUGGACGUUUCAGCGCGACAACAUAACCAUCGGAACGAUGGUGCUUGUGAAGGAGGACAACCUUCCACCCCUCAAAUGGCGUUACGGUCGCAUCACUCAAAUCUACCGUAGCGAUGAUGGAAACGUACGAGUGGUCACGGUAAAGACCAAGGAUGGCGAAUUCCGGCGCGCAAUAUCUAAUAUUUGCGUGCUACCUAUUGAACGCCCAGCAACUACUGGGGGUGAUGAUGUUCUCUCCAAUACCUAA
Molecule: messenger RNA, 5634 nt
Organism: Topomyia yanbarensis
Lineage: Eukaryota; Metazoa; Arthropoda; Insecta; Diptera; Culicidae
Exons: 5
Coding region: 1-5634 (1877 amino acids)
Biological process (GO): DNA integration
Molecular function (GO): nucleic acid binding
Source: RefSeq, a predicted model, not a curated record